This is a messenger RNA of Penicillium diatomitis, 3258 nucleotides long. RefSeq lists its product as uncharacterized. The record is from RefSeq and is a predicted model, not a curated record. The coding region runs from base 1 to 3258 and encodes 1085 amino acids. Gene Ontology annotation, molecular function: ATP binding; DNA binding; ATP hydrolysis activity. Lineage: Eukaryota; Fungi; Ascomycota; Eurotiomycetes; Eurotiales; Aspergillaceae. Gene Ontology annotation, cellular component: nucleus. The transcript is spliced from 2 exons.
AUGAAGGCCAACUCCGAACAGCAUGUGCAAGCUGGUCUAUCCACUUGGCUCGGGACAGAGAACCCCAGGCUGCUUGCUACGAAAAGCGCAGUAACUGAAUCAGAAAGCUCUAUACAACCUGCUACCGGUGCUUCCAUGGCAAACGAUCGGGCACCGCGAGUCUCCGAUCCCACCGAAUCAAGCUCCUCUCCAGAUAACAUGAAAUUCAACCUUGUUUCCCAGAGACCGACAAGGAUUGUGAAGCUGAACGUCAAUGGGCGGCUGCUAAGUUCUCCUCCGCACAGUCCCACGGCCGUCCGUGCUGCAAAUACAGCACCAGGCCGACGGGCCAUGUCGCGUGCAUCGGACUCUAAGCGAGUGGUCAUCAAAUAUUCACUCGCUAAUGAUGGAAGAAUUUCGAAAUUGAUUGAUGGCAUUCUCGCAGGUCGAGAAAGGAAUAAGCCGACGACUUCUUUCCCAAGUUCCGUCUGUUUGAGAUCAUCAGCGCCAACGAUCAAGAAGAGCGGAGCUACAACUCAUCCUUUUUUCAUGAAGAAAUCAACUUUGAAGCCACCAAACGAAGCUUUGAACAAUUUGACGUCCCUCACAGAUACUUCGUUCAACCAUAUCAAUUCCGAGAGUUUGAAAGCAGUCGAGGCGAAGACCACAUCAUUACCAAACAAGGUCUUUCCAUCAGGAUUCAUUCAACGGAGCACGAAAUUUCCGAAUCUCCUUCACGCCCUUUGGCCACCUCAAGACUUUACUCACAUCCGUGACUUACCGUCAUCUCCUCUGACAUGCGACCCUUCGUCAUGUCUUCGGGACGACCACAAGAAGUCCAAAUCACCAAAAAUAUCAGUGAAAGACUUUGAAAAUGUUCUCCUGUCUAGCACCGAGAGGGCUCUAAGAGUCAUUUCCCAUGAAUUGGAGUCUCUGGAUACUAAGAAAUCUCUACGUCUUCCGGAGCGACGUAUUGCUAGUGGAAGGGCCCUGCAAGGCGCCAUCGACCGUCAACUGUCUUGGUCUCUCGCCUCGCAGUCAGAAUACCAGGCUACGGCCAUCCCGACCAUCCGAAAGCUGUACAAGUCACUAUCUUCAUCAACAUCUGCUUUCGAUUGUGGAAAAUAUGAACCUCGCCUCUGGUGUCACAAAUAUGCUCCCGAAAAUGCUGAAGAUGUUCUUCAGCCUGGAAGGGAAGUUCAAAUGCUGCGUGACUGGCUUUUUCAACUUAAAGUCAGUGCUGUCGACGUCGGCAACCCGUCCCGUCAAAGCGCGAAACCCAAACUUAGACGUGAUAAGAGACGAAAAAAGCGUCGCAUUGAGAAUGAGCUCGAUGAUUUCAUCGUUUCAAGUGGAGAAGAAGCCUCCGAAAUGGACCCACUUUCUGGCUCAGAUGAUGAGCUGGCAGGUGCCAUCACAGUUUCGGGCCCUAGAUCUCUCAUACGCUCUGGAGACAUUGCUUUCCAGAAUCAGCAUGGGCAGGAAAAGCCUCGUUUUACAAAUGCGAUCCUUAUUAGUGGCCCCCAAGGUUGCGGCAAAACAGCAUCAGUCUACGCGGCGGCCAAGGAGCUUGACUUUGAGGUUUUUGAGAUCAACUCAGGUUCUCGAAGGAGUGCGAGAGAUAUGCUCGAGAGAGUCGGCGAUAUGACUCAGAACCACCUGGUCCAGCUGUUGAACGAGAAGAAUGACCAUUGCUCCAAUGCGAAAACUCAAGGACAGGUUGAUAACACUAAUCAGAACAAACUCAUGAGCUUCUUCAACAGUCAAUCGUCACACAAGGCGUCCAAAAAACCUGUCAAUCAAUUGUCGAAAGCUUUGCCGCUUGAGACAGCGGCGAAGGCUGGCCGAGAGCAAAAACAGUCAUUGAUCCUGCUUGAGGAAGCCGAUAUUCUUUUCGAGGAAGAUAGGCAAUUUUGGACUGGUGUACUGACCAUCAUCAGUCAGUCCAAGAGGCCUAUUAUCAUCACCUGCACUGACGAAAGCCUCAUUCCGGUGGAUGAGAUCUCGCUUCAUGCCAUCUUGCGAUACCAACGUCCUUCUCUGGAAACCGCGCUGGACUAUCUAUUGCUCGUUGCCGCCAAAGAGGGGCAUGUCUUGCAAAGGGACACCGUCAAUCGGCUUUAUACUGCGAGUGGCAUGGACCUGCGCAGGUCAUUGAUGGACCUGAAUUUCUGGUGUCAGAUGGCCGUUGGUAGUGAGAAAGGCGGCUUGGACUGGAUCCUUCCUGGCUGGCCUCCUGGGGCUCAUGUGGACGAGUUCGGUGAUCGACUACGUGUUCUCAGCUUUGACACGUACAAAUCUCAUAUGGGCUGGUUCAACCGUGACAUGUUCUUGGAAGAUUCCAAGCUCGAAAGAACGACUCAGACUUGGGCGCAUACCAUGCAAUGGUGGGGUCUGAGUGCUCAGGACAUCGAAGAUGCGGCUGGGUUGAGCACAAUGGAGUCAACGCUUCCCAACGACUAUAGCUCAAUGACGAGGUUUGAUCAGCUUGAAAUGUUGAGACGCGAGGCAGACUACCUGGAUAUGAGGAGUGCUCUCGAUAUUCUGUGCGACGGGUCCUCGCUUGAACUGCGCGAGGACAAACUCGACACAUCAGCUCCCCCUAUUAGUGAGAAUCAUCGCCUGAACUACAUCGAAGCGCAUCCUCUUUUGCAGGCCGAUCUACUACCGAGUUAUUCGUCACUUAAUUCGUCAAUAACGACGACUUUUGGAUCCAUGAUCUCGCUCCACUUCCGUCCACCGGUCGAAGACCUCGAGAUUGCCAGCGCCAACACGAUUUUCAAGAGUUGGGCAAAAUCGGCUGAACGACUCCAUACCAACGUGUCGAGUCCUCGAAUCCUGCGCAAGACCUUUGAGCCCAUCAUGCGAGCUAGUCCAUCUACGGUCUCGCUUUCUCCUCGAAUGGCGCCCUCGUUCGAGAAUGGCCUAGCACCCAUCACCGAGGAUAUUGCGCCGUAUGUCCGGGCAAUCAUGUCCUACGACGGCCGCUUGCAGGAGUAUAGAGACAGUCUGUACUCAGUACUGGUGCAAGAUAAGGUGGUACACUCCGAAAAACGCAAAAGAACCACUCGCGCGAGCCGAGCGGCUUUGGAAGGAGGAAACAAGGCUUCUACUCGCAAAGAACGCUGGUUUUCUAACGAUACAAACUACCUUGCGAUUCAGAGGACUGGAUGUCCUGAAUGGCAACAAAUAUUGUUUGACAUGGGUUAUUUUCAUGUACAGCCCGUCACGGAGUUGACGGAGUCUUGUAGCGAGCCCCUUUCCAGCGAAGAGAUAUAA